AAGUGAAGUUGAUUAUAUGAAUUCGAUUGGUUCGAAUGUCUACAAAUACAACUUCAUCAUAACGUUGACAAUCCAUUUCAUCAAUCGGAUUCAUUGCAUUUUUUUAGUCAUUUUUCGUGUGUGUGUGUGCUGAAUUUUUUCUUUUGUUUCCAUUAAACAUCAAUCACAGCUGUGUAAACGUUGCAGAAAAAAAAGAAUCUAUUUCUUCCCACUAUCCAUAAUGAUGUUAAUUUUGUUUUGUAUAAUUUUCAAUUCAUUAACAUUGUAUUGAUCAUCAUCAAGAAUCACGAAUUAAUCUACAUCUUUUCUGGAUUGUCAUUCAUUAUUCAUUUGCGAAACUAAAUUCUUUUUUUUUUUAAUUGAAACAAAAAAAAAUAUUUCAAAUAAUCAAAAUGAUUAUCAAAAAUUUUUCCAUUGCUGAUUAUUGUGUAUUUGUUGGUCUUCUUGUUGCAUCAUCAUUUAUUGGUAUAUUUUUUGCAUGGAGAGCCCGUAAUGCACCAUCAUCGUCAAGUUUUUUGACCGGUAAUCGAAAAUUAUCGAUAUUUCCAGUGACAAUGUCAUUAGUUGCCAGUUUUAUGUCCACAAAUACAUUGUUGGGCGUACCAGCUGAAGUUUAUCAAGUGGGCACACAAUUUGCUAUGCAAAUCUUUUCCAUCACUUUGGUCAUCAUAUUGGCUGCAGAAGUUUUUAUGCCAGUUUACUAUGAUUUAGGAAUUGUUUCCAUUAAUGAGGUAAUAUAUAUUUUUUUUUCUCGUUCUCUCGUAAUUUUUUUUUUGUCUUUUUUAUCCACACAGUAUCUUUUGCAAAGAUUUAAUUCAAAAAAUCUCAAAAUGGCUGGUUCAUUAGGUUUUCUUAUAGCCACUAUGCCGUAUAUGGCUGUUGUAUUAUAUGGACCAGCAAUUGCAUUAAGUUCUGUGACACCUGUUUCAAUUCCAACAUCAAUUCUGGUUGUCGGAAUCAUCUGUACAUUCUAUACAUCGAUUGGUGGAAUAAAAGCCGUCAUCUGGACUGAUGUGCUACAAUGUAUUCUAAUGUUUCUUGGCGUUGCUAUCGUCAUCAUACAAGGGUUGAUCGAACUCGGUGGUUUUACAUCUGCAAUCAAUAUACUUGAUCAAGGUGGACGUCUCAAAUUAUUAAAUUUCAAAUUUAACAUCUAUAAUCAUGAUAAUAUUUGGAAUGUACUUAUGGGAUCAUCUAUCAGUUGGGGUGCUUGUUAUUGCGUCAGUCAAACACAGGUUCAACGAUAUUGUUCAAUGCGAUCGAAAAAAUUUGCAAAACGUACAUUAUAUUAUAAUCUACCUGGACUAAUAUGUUUAUCAAUCAUGUCCAUAUUAAGUGGUGUUGUCAUCUAUGGUAAAUAUCAUGACUGUGAUCCAGUCACAUUGGGUAUCAUCAAACGACAUGAUCAAUUAGUACCAUACUAUGUAAUGGAUACUUUGGCUAAAUUUCCUGGUUUGCCUGGAUUAUUUGUGGCUUGUGUAUUUAGUGGUUCAUUAAGUACAUUAUCAUCGGGAUUCAAUGCAUUAGCUGCUGUUACAUGGGAAGAUUUACUUAAAAAUCGAUUCUCUUGGGCCGAUAAAGAUGAUCAUCGAUCGAUGAGAGCUGUCCGUUUAUUGGCACUUGGUUAUGGUUUGUUAGCCAUUGCCAUGUCAUUCGGUGUUGGUAGUUUAGGCACCGUAAUGCAAGCAUCAAUGUCAUUAUUCGGUUCGAUGAACGGACCGUUGUUUGGCUUGUUCAGCAUUGCUGUACUUUGUCGUUUUGUCAAUUCAAAAGGUGCAAUGGCCGGUUUUCUUUGUGGUUUAGCCGUUUCUUUAUCAAUAUCAUUAGGUGGUAUAGUUCAUCCACGACCACAUAUUUCUCUUCGUACUACUGUUGAUAAUUGUUCAACAGAAAUUCGUGAAUAUUAUUUAUCACCAUCAUCGGCUAAUGAUCAUUUUCUACAGAUGAAUAGCCGUUUCCUUACAUCAUAUCAUCCUGAAGGUGUGGGCAAAAUAUUACAUAUAAGCUACCUAAUCAUGUCGGUAGUUGGUUUUGUUGUAUGUGUAGUAGUCGGUUUAUCAGUGUCAUUAUUAACUGGUGGUCAUCGUGAGAAUAGAAAACUUGAUCAACGGCUAUUAUCACCAAUUGUACGUAAUAUUUCAUUCGUUACGGAUGUAACAUUGGAUGUUAAUUCAAAUCAUCAUAACCAUAAUCAUAAUAAUAACAGUAAUUUAAAGGUCGAUGGCAGCUUUUUUAAUGAAAAAAAUGUCUCACAAAAACAACUACAACAACAACAACAACAACCGGAACAGAUUGAAAUGGGCAUCACUAAUGUUGCAUUUACUAAUGAUCAAAUUAUCAAUAAUAAAUAAAUAAAUUUAAAGUUGUCGUUUGUA
This is a messenger RNA of Dermatophagoides farinae (American house dust mite), 2375 nucleotides long. NCBI's taxonomy places the organism in Eukaryota, Metazoa, Arthropoda, Arachnida, Sarcoptiformes, Pyroglyphidae. The record is from RefSeq and is a predicted model, not a curated record.